AUGGACAGGAUGACAGAAAACUAUACAGUUGCAAGACGGAGUAAUAGAUGGCCACUUACAGUAUUUUAUUCAAUUUUGAAUAUCGGUGCUGUAAAUGCUCAAGUUAUAUAUCAUGAAAACAGUCAAUCUAAAUAUACUCGUCUUCAAUUUUUAAAAAUAUUAGCAAAACAAUUUAUGGAUGAACAGUUAAAAUAUCGUGCAACAAUACUUUCACUUCCAAAAAAUAUUAAAACGCGACUAAAUAUUUAUGGUUACAAAUCAACAUUACAAGUAGGUGAGCAACGGGUAAGAGCAUCAGGAAGAUGUCAAUUUUGUGACCGCCAACGUGAUAGAAAAACAACAAAAGUAUGCACCAAUUGUGCAAAACUUAUAUGCAGAGACCACUUAGUAGAAGAAUGUCUAGAGUGUUUUAGUGAGAUGUGA
Messenger RNA from Sipha flava (yellow sugarcane aphid), 423 nucleotides. RefSeq lists its product as uncharacterized. The coding region runs from base 1 to 423 and encodes 140 amino acids. The record is from RefSeq and is a predicted model, not a curated record. The transcript has a single exon. Lineage: Eukaryota; Metazoa; Arthropoda; Insecta; Hemiptera; Aphididae.